Galeopterus variegatus (Sunda flying lemur) is the source of this 507-nucleotide messenger RNA. RefSeq names its product ATP synthase, H+ transporting, mitochondrial Fo complex, subunit F2 (gene ATP5MF). The coding region runs from base 1 to 507 and encodes 168 amino acids. The record is from RefSeq and is a predicted model, not a curated record. Gene Ontology annotation, biological process: proton motive force-driven mitochondrial ATP synthesis. The transcript is spliced from 4 exons. Lineage: Eukaryota; Metazoa; Chordata; Mammalia; Dermoptera; Cynocephalidae. Gene Ontology annotation, molecular function: proton-transporting ATP synthase activity, rotational mechanism.
AUGGCGUUAUUCGUACCAGUGAAGAAGAAACUCACGGAUGUUAAACUAGGAGAGCUGCCAAGCUGGAUAUUGAUACGGGAUUUCACACCUAAAGGCAUUUUUGGAGCCUUGCAAAGAGGUUACUACUGGUAUUACAAGUACGUCAGUGUGAAGAAAGGGGGUGUCACUGAGGUUUCCAUGGUGCUGGCAGGUUACGUGCUUUUCAACUACUGCCUUUCUUACAAGGAACCCAAGCAUGAGCAAGCCUCAAUGUCAGCUAGCAGUGAGUGGUUAGAUUCUCAGGUGUUUCCUGAUCAUGCGCACAGCACUAUGCAUGAAGAUGAACUUCCUAGAAAUAUGCUGGAGCUUUUUAAGGCCUCUAUUGACAUCUCAUUCUUCAGCUUUCCUUUUAAAGCUUUUUGGUACUGGCAAUGUGGGAUGCUAUUUUUUAAGGCUGCCAUGUUGCUGGAGAUGGGCUUUAACGACCACAUUUCCACCGGCAGCGUGACUGACAGCGCGAGUCCUUAG